AUGUUGCUCUAUAUUGAGAUUUGGAAACUCUCUUAUGUGUUCUCUACUCUAUUUCACACCCAUUUUGGAUUGGUUAAAGGAAGAUUUUCAAACAAAGAUUUUGAAGAAGGUUUAUCAAAUGUAAAAUCCCAUAAGGAUAUCCAAUAUAGUGAUUCUCCUCUCUUGUCUACAAAUUUUCUGGAAUUUUCACCCAAAGAUGUAACUUCUACUUCAAAUUUCAUUGAUUAUUGCCCUUUCAUUCAAAGUUGGGAAGAUUCCACAAAAACAAGUGAAACAGGAGGACUUUCAACUGAUAAUACUAGAGGAAUACAUGAAGAUAUAGAAAUUUCUAUCCAUCAUCAACAUAAGGAAUCAAAGAUGGAAGGAAAUGAGAUGAAGAUGUACAAUGAAGAAGAGGUGAAGUUGUCAAACCUAUUAAGAGAGUUUGAUUCCGUGAACCAUUUGAAUUUCCUACCACUUCCAGAGUGCAUUUAUAAAGAUAUUGAAGAGCAAUUUCACCCAAAGGACAUAUCAAAAGAUCCUCAAACAAUUGGACCACAACUCAAAAUAACAACACAUAAUGACCAACAUCAAGUACCUUUCACCCCUGAUCAUAUUGUAUCUCAUGUUCCUAACAUGGAGGCAGAUAACUUGAUAUCUGAAAGCAGGCUUGACUUGAGUUAUCUCAGUAAUAGUAUGGGAGAAUUUGUAACAGAGGGUCAUCCAAUGCCAGCCCCGGAAAUCAAUGGUGAGUUGAGAAGGAAACAGGAUGAAACCAAGGUUCCACAAGGCAUUCAAUUUCAACCUCAAUCACUCAAUCAACCAGAAACCCAGAAACCUGUUUAUAAUAUGUGGAAAAAAAGGAAAAACAGAAAUUUGAAAUCUCUCCUUAGAAUUCACAAUGAAUUGGAUAGAUAUCAAGAAGCUCUGGUCUCCAACAACCUAAUCAGUUCCAAGCAAUAUAUUCCAAAUGAGCAGGGCCUUCUGAAGAAAAGGAGGAAGACCAAAAGGAUUCAUUUCUCAAAUGCGUUGGGAUCUGGGAAUGAUUUUAAACACAAUGUUGUUUUCACUGAAAAUAGAGUCUUCAAAGGGGUUGUUCAACAAGUACAUAAUGUGGUACCUGAAGCAAAGAGAACUUAUAAACAGGAAACAGCUCAUGAAGACACAAGUAUAUAUAGAAAUCAGGCCAGAACCUCAUUUGAUCACUUAAUUGAGAAACAUGUUAUUCCAUUUAUGACAGAACUUGAGGAAUUCUUUGAAACAGGGAUGGAUAUGAGCCACAGAAAGUAUAAAUCCCGACCUCAUUUGAUCAAUCGCUUAAGGCUCAUGACACAUGAAUUUCUUUUAUUUCUUGUAAAAGUUAACUUUACCUUUGAUCCUGAGGGAAAAGAGUUAAAUAAUACCUUACUUGAAGGAUACAAAUGGUUAAUCAAUAUCUGGAAAAGUAUUCCAAUUGAAUCAUACAUCUAUAAUCAUGCACCUAACUUUAAUCAACUUCAUGAAGCUUAUAAUUCAACUGCUACAGUUGAAGAAACCUUGAUUUCUAGAGUCAUGGGUCUUAAUUUAUUUGCUCGAAGUCAACACAUGUUCAUGGCUUAUUUAUCACUCAAUUGGAUUCAGAGAUUCAGACCAAAAUGGUUUGAGAUCCUAAACAUAAAAUCCAAAGAUAAAUUGGAAAAAAUAUCAAUACAUAACCCCAACUUCCAUCUAUUCAAAGAUUUUCUGAAGUUGGUAAACAAUGUUGAAAUAAGUGAAUAA
Melampsora larici-populina 98AG31 is the source of this 1737-nucleotide messenger RNA. RefSeq lists its product as uncharacterized. The transcript has 4 exons. NCBI's taxonomy places the organism in Eukaryota, Fungi, Basidiomycota, Pucciniomycetes, Pucciniales, Melampsoraceae. The record is from RefSeq and is a predicted model, not a curated record. Bases 1 to 1737 code for a protein of 578 amino acids.